AUGGAUACUUUAAAUCACAACAAACCCAUGGUUCUGUUGUCGCUUAGGUUGUUAGCCUUUAGCUUUAGCCUUUGUAUAGUUUCUGUUUUAGGACAGCUUCAAACGUUUGAGCAUCCCACAAAAGGUGAUGGAACUCUUAGCUUCCUUGUUCUUGGAGAUUGGGGAAGAAGUGGUGAAUAUAACCAAUCCGAAGUUGCCAUUCAGAUGGGAAUUGUUGGAGAGAAUUUAGAUAUAGAUUUUGUAGUUUCAACAGGGGACAAUUUUUAUGAUAGUGGAUUAACAGGGGAGCAUGAUCCUGCAUUUGUUAAUUCUUUCGUCAAUAUUUACACAGCAAAAAGCCUCCAAAAGCAAUGGUAUAGUGUUUUAGGGAAUCAUGAUUACAGGGGUGAUGUAGAAGCACAAUUGAGCCCUUUACUCCGGAAAAUUGAUAGCAGAUGGCUUUGUUUGAGGUCAUUCGUGGUAAAUGCAGAAAUUGCUGAUUUGUUCUUUGUGGACACCACUCCUUUUGUGAGGAAUUACUUCGAUGAGCCGGAGCACGGGUAUGAUUGGACGGGUGUCAAUCCUGUGGCCACUUACACUUCAAUCGUAUUGGAGGAUCUCGAGUCCGCACUGAAAAGUUCAACAGCAAAGUGGAAGAUUGUUGUGGGACAUCAUGCUGUUAGGAGUGUUGGUCAUCAUGGUGAUACCCAAGAACUUGUAGAAAAGCUUCUUCCACUUCUCCAGGCCUAUAGUGUUGACUUUUAUAUGAAUGGACAUGACCACUGCCUGGAACAAAUCAGUGAUGACAAAAGCCCAUUACAAUUCCUAACCAGUGGAGCUGGAUCCAAGGCUUGGAGAGGUGAUGUGAAGGAACUAAACAGUGAAGGCCUGAAAUUUUUCUAUGAUGGACAAGGUUUCAUGUCUGUGAGGCUAACCCAAACUGAUGCAGAGACCGUAUUCUAUGAUGUUUUUGGAGAAGUUUUGCACAAAUGGACCGUAUCUAAGCAGCUACACUCCUCUAUUUGA
Molecule: messenger RNA, 1005 nt
Organism: Oldenlandia corymbosa var. corymbosa
Lineage: Eukaryota; Viridiplantae; Streptophyta; Magnoliopsida; Gentianales; Rubiaceae
Source: the annotation of a GenBank genome assembly